This is a messenger RNA of Ambispora leptoticha, 645 nucleotides long. The record is from the annotation of a GenBank genome assembly. Lineage: Eukaryota; Fungi; Glomeromycota; Glomeromycetes; Archaeosporales; Ambisporaceae.
AUGGAUGACCUAAAAAUUCUUCCUCAAAUAUUUCUGUCAGUAACAAUAUUAGAAUUACCUAAUGAGCAAUAUCAGGCACUAACAACUAUUUUCAUGUAUAUGGGUCGAGCCGACGCUCCUACCGGAGUAGUAGCUCAAAACAUAGGCGGUAAAACCAUUCAUUCUGAACUACACAUCGUAUUUACUGGUGGAGGUUUCCAGACACAUGCUUUAACCGAUAGAGAAUUAAAAUCUCACUUACAAAAAGUUGAUACUAUUAUCAUUGAUGAAAUCUCUAUAGUUUCCGCAGAACUACUAGAUUUUGUUUCUAAUUUAUUUGCAAAUCUUCAUGAAAACUCUAUUGCUUUCAGUGGUAUAAACGUCAUAGUAGUUGGUGAUCUUGCUCAACUUCCCCCCAUUACCAGCCAGUAUGUUUUCUGUGCAACCGUUUGGACAUUAUUUUAUCCAUUAUUUUUGAGAACCUCUCAAUGUCAAAACAAUGAUCUUCAAUUUUAUGCUCUACUAGAAGAAGUGCGAACUAGUAACAUUUCUAACAACACCUGGCAAAUGCUACAACAAAAACAUUCACAAUUUUUAAUAAGACCUAUAAUCGAUAUCAUGCUCAAUACUACUCACAUUGUUGGGUUUAGAGAAAAUGCCCAAUGA